Messenger RNA from Cariama cristata (Red-legged seriema), 1584 nucleotides. It is a transcript of the gene CCDC112, whose product is annotated as coiled-coil domain containing 112. Lineage: Eukaryota; Metazoa; Chordata; Aves; Cariamiformes; Cariamidae. The record is from RefSeq and is a predicted model, not a curated record.
AAUGACAGCAGUUCCAGUACUGCAGGUGCUGGUCAACAAUUUCAGAACUGGAAGAUGAGAGCUGAACAAGCUAAGAAAGUUGAAUUCAUAAGAACUGCAAAAAAGCUAAAAGCUCAGCUUGCAAAUAUAGAAAAAGACGGAAAUGGAUCUCUUUACAAUAGGAAGAGUGAUUUCAGGGUAGAAUACAGCAUACUAGAGGACCUGGAACAUAGCAUGACUGUCAGCAAGUUCAUGGAUAAUGAGUAUUCACAUAGUCUAAAUAGUGCUGAUAGAAGAUACAGCUCUUUAGUACCUAAGAUGUAUCCAGAACUUCAUUCUCAUCAGUGUGGUAUUUAUGAACUCAUGAGUAGCCAAGUGGUAAAAAAGCAAGCAAAAGCUAAAAUCCUGCAGGAGCUAUCAAAAAUACAAAAUAAUGUGAAGGGACUUAAGCAACAAUUAAAAGAUGUGAAGCCUACACCAGAAUUUGUUGACAAGCUCAAGGAAAUGAUGGAAGAAGUUGAAACUGCAAUCAAUGUUUUUAAAGAGGAACAGAGACAAAUAUAUGAGUAGCUUUUGAAGGAGGAGAAAACUGCCAUUAAUGAGCUUAGUGUCUUUGAGAGAAAAGUGGAACUGUGGGUGUUAGGCAGCUCAACAACAGAAAAAGUUUUGAAAUUACCAUCAGCCAGGGUCUCAGCCGAUAAAACAAUGGAAAAUCAUCUACCUGAAGAAGUAGUAGAGUUUGAAAGAUUUCUUCAGCAAACAGGAGGGUGGCAAGGAGGCUGGGAUGAUUAUGAUCAUCAAAAUUUUCUGAAAGUAUGGGCAAAACACAAAGGAAGGCUGUCUUACAUAGAUGAAGCCCUUGAGUAUCUCUGUGGAAGAACAAAAGAAGAUAUUGAACAGCAUGACAAAUGGUAUCGAGAAUUUCUAAUUUUACACGAACGAAAGAAAGAGUCAAUUAAGAAGUGGAAAGAAAAGCAGCAGCAAGACAAAGAAGGAAACUUAAAGGAGAAAGAGACAUCAGAAAAAAUGCUCAAGGAGGAAUGGCUACAACAUGAAGAAGCUCAGAAGCAAAAAGCAGAAGAAGAAAGAAAAAGACAACAAGCAGCAAUUGAAGCAUGGAAGAAACAGCAAGCAAUAGCAUUUGCAAUGGAACAAGCAUCACAACUAAAACUACAAGAAGAGAAGGAGAAAAAGCAACAAAAAGAACAUCAGCACCAAUGCCACAUGAAGUUACUGUUGGAAAGGCAUACGUUGCAGAAGAAAGAAAAGGAGGAACUUGAAAAGCUUGAAAAGGAGAAGAGGGAGGAAGCUGAAAAGGAGGAAAGGAAGAGAAUUGCUGCAGAGGAAAUUACUAAGUUUCAAAAGCGUGAUCUACAUAAACUGGAGCUAAGGAUUCUACAAAAACAAGCUAAGGAAGCUGAGAAACGACAAAAGUUGGCAAAGUUAAGAGAGAAGGUCGAGAUUCACGUAACCAGAGACCGGUCCCGGUUGUACAGACCUACCGAGGGCUGGGAGGCACGCACAAAACAGAUCACAUCAGCGCCUUCAGAACCGCUUUUACGUAUUACUCAUAGAGCCAUCCCAGCCUGGAGACAAGGGUUAUAG